ACCCACGAUCAAAAACGUACAAAACCAUCGCUACCCCCUCACCCUCACUCUCCCUGCUGCAACCCAACCAAGCCCGCACGACACGACACCAAGUCGAGGAGCUCGAGAGGGCACCAAUAAUGGCCGGCGUGAACUCCAGCGUCGUCGGGCUCAAGCCCGCCGCGGCAGUGCCGCAGGCCGCCGCCGCCUCAUCGCCGGCGAAGCGGGUGCAGCUGGCCGCGCCCGAGGGCCGCCGCGCCGCUCUGCUCGGCCUGGCGGCCGUCUUCGCCGUCACGGCCACCACCGGGUCGGCCAAGGCCACGAUCUUCGAUGAGUACCUCGAGAAGAGCAAGGCCAACAAGGAGCUGAACGACAAGAAGAGGCUGGCCACCAGUGGAGCCAACUUUGCGCGCGCCUACACCGUGGAGUUCGGCAGCUGCCAGUUCCCCUACAACUUCACUGGGUGCCAGGACCUCGCCAAGCAGAAGAAAGUCCCCUUCAUCAGCGACGACCUCGAGAUUGAGUGCGAGGGGAAGGAGAAGUUCAAGUGCGGCUCCAACGUUUUCUGGAAGUGGUGAAGCAGCUAGCAGCAGCGUCUGAUGGGAAUGGAGGAGAUCAUCACCUGUCUUGUCGACCCUAGAUAUGUCCAAACUGCAGGGAAAUUAAAUCUUCAUGUGUAAUUGUGCUCAUUCUGUUUCAAUCAUCUCAACAUCCGAUCAUGAACCUCUUGCAUUAUUAACUGGCUCGAUCGUCUUCUCAGUUUAAGACAUUGGAGGCUGCUUUGUUUGUUUCAGAGGUCCUUCUUAAGAUGAUGCUAUAUUUUGUCAUGGUUAAUGUGAUAAACAGGGUCAGGUCGGAUUAUUCUUGAAU
Messenger RNA from Zea mays, 849 nucleotides. RefSeq names its product photosystem I N subunit 1. Gene Ontology annotation, biological process: photosynthesis. Bases 120 to 557 code for a protein of 145 amino acids. The transcript is spliced from 3 exons. The record is from RefSeq and is marked validated. Gene Ontology annotation, cellular component: chloroplast photosystem I. Lineage: Eukaryota; Viridiplantae; Streptophyta; Magnoliopsida; Poales; Poaceae.